Molecule: messenger RNA, 2514 nt
Organism: Suillus paluster
Lineage: Eukaryota; Fungi; Basidiomycota; Agaricomycetes; Boletales; Suillaceae
Exons: 12
Coding region: 1-2514 (837 amino acids)
Source: RefSeq, a predicted model, not a curated record
AUGUUUUCAACUUAUGUCUAUACAGGUGAUCCGCCACCAUCUGGAACAGUAUCGCCUGCACCCCAGUACAACAUUGACGAUAUCAAAGUGGAAUACCACCCCAGUAGUGGUAUCCCCACCAAAGUGUACCACUUCGAGGACUAUGGACGCGGUCCUGGUGCCCCACCAGCAGUUCCAGAAGCAGAUCCUAUGCCCUGGCAGCCGCUUCGCACUUGUAUCGACUUUGAGGUUGCAGAACUCGCUCAUGACGCUGGACUCUCUCAUGAACAGCUGGACCGGCUCAUUCACCUCAUUCAUCGCAGCAGGAUUGAGCUCUUUACCCUCAAGAAUUGCAAAGAUGUGAGAGACAUGUGGGAUGCAGCAUCAUUCAAGAUGACACCUUUUACAAAGGAGGAAGUUAUUGUGCCCUUCCGAGGUGUUGAUCGAACAUUCCCGCUAUUUCAUCGUUCACUGUGGGACUGGGUCACUGAUUUACUUCAAGAUCCACAAGUAGGUCCGAACUUUGUCUUCGAUGCGCAAAGGCUGUCAAAGUUCAAUGGCAAGAAGUUCGUUUGGUUCAUUCAUGAACCAUGGACUGCUAAUGUGUUCUGGGAGUAUCAAUCGAAAAUCCCACCAGACGCAAAACCUCUUGCAUUCAUUUUGUAUGCCGACAAAGCAAAAUUAUCAUCAUUCGGUCAUGUGAAAGGCUAUCCAGUAGUCGCUCGCUGUGCUAAUCUUCCUAUUGCGAUUUGCAAUGGAAAAGGCUUGGGUGGAGGGCACAUUGUUGGUUGGCUGCCUAUUGUAAAGGAAGACAAGCAGCAUUCUGGAAAGCCUGCUUUUGUCAACUUCAAGAAUGCAGUGUGGCAUGCCUUGUUUCUGAAGAUUCUCGACUGUCUGGCACCGCUAUCGAGGUUUGGUUCCGCCAUCAAAUGCUGGGACGAUGUUAUUCGCGUCUUCUAUCCAAUUGUACUAAUACUAUCUGCAGACUAUGAAGAACAGGCUGUAAUGGCAUUGAUUCAUGGUUUAAUGGGCAAAUUUCCUUGUCCUGUCUGUCUAGUGCCUCGCGACGAGCUUUCAAACACUCUCAAGGUAUUUCCUCUCCACACAUGCACAGAAACUAAGGCAUUGCUUGCUCGAGCGCGAGAAUCUUCUACAUUGGAUGCAAGAGAACAGAUCUUGAGUUCCCAGAGCCUCCAUGAUGUCGAUAGUUCAUUCGGUGUUCUGGAGCACACCAACGUUCACAGGGCUCUAUCGCACAACAAACUCCACUUCAACGACGAGGGAUUGUUCCGUGAUCACACCUGGUCCGAACUGCAGAAAUGGGUUGAACGUUUGGGUCGACAGGCCGCUGUCCAGAUUGACAACUUCUUUCAAUCAAUUCCGCAUUGGCGAAACCUGAAUCACUUCAAUCAAGUUAUAUCAGUAUCAUUUACCGACAGAACAAAAUAUGAAGACAUCUCUAAGCUUAUUGUAUUUGCAGCACAUAAUGUAUUCGACCGUGAUAUGGAUCUGGAGGCAUAUCUCCUGCUCCGCUGUAUCCGAAGCUAUGUGGAGUUCAAUAUGUAUGCUUCGUUAGAGGUUCAUACUGAAGAUACCAUCAAUAAUGGCCGGGAAGCGUUGUCAAAGCUCACUGGAUUGAUGGAUGAUACAGCAGAGAUGUCUGAGAAGUCCUGGAAUUUCCCCAAGAAACAUCUUUCGGCCCAUCUCUUUGACGACAUCGAGGCGAAAGGUGUUUCUCGAAACUACAGCACCAAGCCGAACAAGAAAAUGCACGGCCCAUUGAAAGAUGCCUAUCAAGAUCGCACAAAUUUCAAGAACUUCGAUGAACAGAUCCUCCGAUACAACCAUGACAGCUUGAUUGCGCAAUACAUUCGCAACAAGUUGGAUCACCUUGACACUCAGAAUCUCAGCAUAUCUGACGACUUAGAAGACCAACCCGAUACUGCACUCCAGGAGACUGACAACUCAGAUGAUAUUGAUGUUGACUCGAUGGAACCUACUGAUGCCCAACAUUUUACUCUCGGUUCAAAGCAGGUGGCAAUGUCAUUCACACUCAUCGAGGCAGGUAGUCCAGGUAAUCCAGCGUUUGAUAGAUUUCAAAUCAAGCUAAACGACUUUCUGAACCAUGCAUUUGCUGCCAACAGCAUACCGUUUCCAGGUGGACGACGGAUUCAACUCAUUGUGAGCGACAUGGUAAUGUCCACGGACUACCUUCGAUGCACUCUGAUGUUCCAUGGCUCACUGCGAUACGAUUGCGUCAUCUUGCAGACCAACACUGGCAUCAUCUUUGGCAAACUAAUGUUGAUUCUCACAUGCACAGUAGGGGAUGUUCAAUAUCCUGUCACACUUGACAAAGACUUUCAGUUUUGGCGCGUUAAGAGAAAGCCUAGGGCUUCUGCAGAGUUUUUCUCGGUUCACUCAAUUGUUUGGGGUUGUAUGAUAGUAGAGGAUGUCAGCAGACCUGACAAGUUUUUGAUUGUUGACACUAUUGAUACAGAUAUGUUCCUUCGAAUGCAGGACAUCUGCAGCCAGUGA